Messenger RNA from Solanum lycopersicum (tomato), 767 nucleotides. RefSeq names its product 14 kDa proline-rich protein DC2.15. Lineage: Eukaryota; Viridiplantae; Streptophyta; Magnoliopsida; Solanales; Solanaceae. The record is from RefSeq and is a predicted model, not a curated record.
CAUUUCCAACACCAAGUACCCUCUUAGCUCUAGCAAAAAACACACAUCCCAAAUUUUCACUUGUAAAAAUGGCUAAGGCUAUUAAAUCAUCAUCCAUUGCUCUUCUCUUCAUCACUUUGAACCUUCUCUUCUUCACAAUGGUUACUUCAACUUACAUCUCAUGUCCACCAAAGACUCAACACAAGAAUCCUCCAUCAACUUACCAUAAAUGCCCAAAGAACACACUUAAACUAAAGGUGUGUGCCAAUUUAUUGAAUGACUUGGUGCAUGUUGUUGUUGGAAGCCCAUUAUUGUCAUCAAAGAGUUCAUGUUGUUCUCUUAUUGAGAAUCUUGCUGAUGUUGAUGCUGCUGUUUGUCUUUGCACUGCCAUUAAAGCUAAUGUCUUGGGAGCUCACCUUAAUGCUGCUCUUUCACUCAGCUUGUUGCUCAACAACUGUGGAAAGACUGCCCCUAAAGGUUUCAAAUGCGCGUAAAUUAUCAAAACCAUCUCUAUGUGUUUGUUCAUUGUCUACAACUUCUUUUUUUUUUCUCGUUUGGAUUUAAGUUAUAUAUACUGACAGUGUAAAGAAUUUUUGCACUAUCAGUAUUAUGUAUGAGUGUUACAUGCAUGGUUUGCUUAUUUUGUUAGUAAAUGUGUGUGGAGUUAUUUUACUAUUUGGUUUGAAGGAAGGCUUCUCCUAUCCUUCUUUUCGCUCUGUUGUAUCCCAUUUUUAUUAGUUUGAUAUUUUCUGACGAGAUUAAUAAAAAAAUGGACAUUUAUGAAUUGA